AAAAGCUGAAGAAAAUUCAACAAUGGCGUGAAAAAUCUCUCCAUCUCGAAAUUCGAAACCCAUUUCUUCUUUCACUCUCGGGUUCAAUUUUUUUCCGACUCUGUUUGAUUAAGUUCUUCAGUUUUGGUGGAUUGCUGGGGAAAGACUGAAUAUGGACACUUUCAUUUCACUGCCUAAUUCAAAAAUCAAGAAGCUUUUGAAAGAUCAGCAUGCAAGUGGGGGCGUUGAUAUAAUCAGCAAAUUAUCUGAUAAUAUCCUCCUUUACAUUCUUUCCUUCCUUCCAAUCAGUGAUGUUUUAAGAACUUCUGCUUUGUCAAAGAGAUGGAAAUACCUUUGGGCUUCUAUUUUCGAUAUUGAUGUUGAUGAAACUAGUUAUACAUUGGUAUCAGGCACGGAGACUAGCUUCUUGGAAUCUGUGGAAAGAUUACUUAUCCGUCGUGAUUCUUCACAUAUAAGAAAAUUCCAUCUUAUCGAAUUUGACCCAGAAUCUGAGUGGUCCAGUAUUUUACCUCAAUGUAUCAAGUUUUGCCUUAAAACUAUUAGGAUCUUACAUCUUAAGGGGAGUGACGCAGAAUUAAUUUGGCUAAAAUAUUUUCUUGGGAACACCAACGUGUUGGAGAGGGUUACAAUACUCUGUUCAGAGAGCUUGCAGGCAGAUUCGGAGAAGCAGAAGAAGAUCAACAAUGAGGUACAAGCUAUUCGUAAAGGACUAGUGAGUUGUGUAGUGGAGUUUCUGUAAAUAAAGAUCUUGAAAGCUGGACUUCUUUUGAUGAUCUGCUUGCAUUAACUACAUUUCAUGUUCUGAAGUUAUUGACUUCAAAAAUUUCAAGU
Molecule: messenger RNA, 831 nt
Organism: Pistacia vera
Lineage: Eukaryota; Viridiplantae; Streptophyta; Magnoliopsida; Sapindales; Anacardiaceae
Product: FBD-associated F-box protein At5g44490-like
Exons: 3
Coding region: 152-739 (195 amino acids)
Molecular function (GO): protein binding
Source: RefSeq, a predicted model, not a curated record